Messenger RNA from Phalacrocorax carbo (great cormorant), 3191 nucleotides. The record is from RefSeq and is a predicted model, not a curated record. Lineage: Eukaryota; Metazoa; Chordata; Aves; Suliformes; Phalacrocoracidae.
UCCGAUGGGGCGGGGUGGCAGCCAGCACUGGGUUAAACACAAAGCUGAGUCUGGGGAGGGCGAGUGAAGGAAGAGGGGUUUUGCGGGGCUGGCGGAGAGCCGGGGCAGAGCGAGGCGCGGGGCCCAGCCCCACGGUCCCUCCUCUCCUCUCUCUCCUCUCUUCUCUGCCGGCCCCACUGGUUACAGCCGCCGCCAGGCUUAGUCAGAGGAAUGUGGGUGGGACUCCCUCCUCCCCCAGCGCCUUAAAAACCCGCUCAUACCGACACGCACCCAGUCUCCCGUCCUGGCAGAGCGUCCCUGAAACACCCCACCCGCGACUCUCGGGCUCGCUGGGUGCCCCCGCUGGCCGGGCAGGAUGGUGGUGUGCGGCCUCGCCUGCUGGAGGUGCAGGUGGCUCCUGCCCCUGCUGCUGGGCUUGGCCAUCAUCAUGGGCAUCAUCGCCCUGGCGGGCAGGGGCUGGCUGGAGUCUGAGUCGGAGCCCUACGUGCAGCAAGCGUCGCUGUGGGAGAGCUGCAAGCGGGGCGAGGAGGACCUCAACUGGAACUGCGAAUCCCUCAUGGACUAUGGAUGGGGAAGAGCAGCAGCUGCCACGUACCUUGUUGGCUUUGUGAUCCUGGUCAUCUGUUUCGCCCUCGCAGUCAUCGCGUUCUCGAUCGAGAUACUCCGCUUCAACUUUGUGCGAGGAAUUGGAGGCUUGCUCUUUGUUGUUGCUGCAUUCCAGAUCAUAGGCUUGGUCAUCUACCCAGUGAAAUUCACAGAAGACAUUCCACUGACAGGAGAUAAUAUGUUCAGCUGGGCCUAUGGCUUUGGCUGGGCCAGCACUGUUGUUGUAAUAGGUUGUGCUUUCUUCUUCUGCUGCCUCCCCAACUGGGAAGAUGAAGUCCUGGGAAACAUCAAGCCUACCUAUUACUACUCCUCCCCAGAGAGAGCACCAUACUUAAACUGAAAGAUUAAAUCCAAGUAUAAUCAACUGUCAAAACAACAGAGAAGCACCUCUGGUGUAAAUUUGGUACAAUUAUAGGAGCCUGAAAAAACCCCACCUUGUUUCUCCAGAGUAUUUCUUACUAGCUCUGGCAUUAAAUUGGUAAAAACAUUGGCAUCUUUAAGCAAAUAGCUUUUACCUGAAAUAUGAUUUACAUAUUCUCAUGUCGGUUCUGUCUGGGUGGUUUACAUGCUCCUUCCCCUCCCAAUUUAUUGAGUCAUCCUUAUUUUAUUCAAACAUUUGCUUAUGAAUAAAGAUGUAGUGUUUCGAGUGUAGAAAGGAAAAGGAGAGAUUUUAAAUAACCCAUUAGAGGGAUCCGCAAGUUAUUGUAUUUUCACUUCUGACAAAACUGCCUUAAAUAGAACUAGGGAGAAAAACCCAACCUUCCAAAGAAUGCUUUUUUUUCCACCAAAGUCAGUCCCAAGGAAGGAACUUCCCUGAGACUGCUGCAGUCACCUGCUGCCUAAGAAUCUCUUUUCAGUCCUGUUACUGGACUAUUGUUGACUACUGGCUAUUUGAAUUAAGGGGAAAAUAAAAUUAAAAUUUAUUUUCUGCCAGUUGGUGCUGUUGGACAGAGAUCUCCUCUAAAGCAUGGAGCUGGUGUGUAUAACUGUGGCUAAUGUAACACUUAUUGGGUACCUUUUUUGCCCACUGCAGGACUUGUGAUGGAGCCACAUAGAAUUUAAUAUACAUUGUCACAGAGAGAAUCAAUAAGACUUCAAAUGUAAAACUACAUACAUUUUUACACGGUAUUUGAGGGAUGCUGAUUUAGGAAAUACCUCUGAGUAGAAACACACAGUGUUCUUUAUGUCUACCUUUUUAAAACCACAAUGUUUUAAUUAUCAGCCAUGCUUUGGAGGGAAAUCUUAGCGUAAGGUAUUGAAAACCUCCAAAAAUUUCUAAAGCAUACUGUAAGUACUCCAAAGUUUAGUAGACUUAGGGAUGCUUUGUGAGUCACUACGGAUGACAGGUAAAAAUAGCAAGCAGUUCUGUGAGUAAUUUACGGGUGUCUGUAUGAAGCUUACAUACAUCUUGGUGGGUAAUCUGGCUGGCUCCUAGCUUGUGUUUCUUGAGCCAGCAAUUCCAAAUAAGUAUUCCAGCAAGGCAGAGCCAUGUCUGUGUUGGUCAUGGACCUGCAGCAUCUUACAAGUAGAUUUAAUUAUGGUCUAUAAACUUUGUCAGAGCUUUCUUCAGAUGGGGAAGAAGGAAGAUGCUCAUUUGUGGAACUCCUCUUCCAGCUAUGGGGGAGGUAGCUCUAGCAGAGGCAGAUUUCUGAGCAGGGUACAGGCAGGGUGGAAAGCAAAUGCUGCAUAGCAAGCAGCUUAAUUCUUACUAUCAUGAACACACUUGGGAGAGGGUAAGUGUGUGGAUAUAUCCACAUGUUUAUAAGUUCAUGCACAUGUACAAAAUAGAACUUACAAAGCAUUAACCAGCACACUGCAAAGCUAAAGCCAUUUAGAACUAAGCUUUUUCAAUGCCCAAUAUAUCUUGUAUUAUAUGUUGUAUAGCUUUCUGUUUUGUAACACCUUUUUUAAUUUGGAAAUUGUGUGUUUUGCAUGUGAUCCUGUUUUGGAAAGGCCAGGUGACUUCUGAAGGUCGCUUCCAGGCCUGUAUUUUAUAACUUUAAGAACAUAAACAUCCGCAGACUUCAGAACUGUGUUACAAGCUCAGUCGUGCCAUAUACAAUCAACUGUAUUUAUGAUUCUUGCUGAAGAAGGGAAUCCUGUGACAAAUCAGUCUCUUUUUUUUUUUUUCUGUACAGUAUUGGCUGGUGGGGAAUACUGUGUAGUCUUAUCUGUAUCAUGAGUAACAAUAGUACCUACUUUCUAGUGAAUUCGUAACACAACAGAGAAACCCAAGUCUGGAAAAUCCUUGCACAGCUAAAGCUGGGAAGGAGAAAAUAUGUAAGAAAAUUGACAACCUUCCUAAAGAGAGGGGGGCCUGGUAAUAGGGUUUAGCAUAACUGAAGUCUUUUGUAUGGUGUUUUUUUUUUUAAUAAGCAUUGUCAUACCUUGUCAAAAAAGCACAAAUGUAAAAUAAACUUGGCUCUGAAUAUACUGGGAGGGGUAGAAACAUAACCAGCAUGUUACACAAUUAAGAUGUUUGGGAGAAAGCUAUUGCAAAUAGACAUUAAUUACUUUCAAGAGAUACUAAUGUAUGUGGCAGUCCUUUCAAAUGUGGUGGCUUAAUUAAAACUAUUUUAACUGAU